Drosophila innubila is the source of this 1108-nucleotide messenger RNA. RefSeq lists its product as uncharacterized. The coding region runs from base 238 to 588 and encodes 116 amino acids. The record is from RefSeq and is a predicted model, not a curated record. NCBI's taxonomy places the organism in Eukaryota, Metazoa, Arthropoda, Insecta, Diptera, Drosophilidae. The transcript has 3 exons.
UCAGCUCAAGCUGAAAGCAUCAUUUCGGCAUCAAAAUUUUAAACAAAAUCUUAUCUCCUUUGGAAAAAAAAUAAAGGAAUUAUUAAAUUUUAUUAUGAUUCUGCUGCGAUUUUAAUAGCAAAUCAUAAUAUUUCGGCAAAACAAAAAAUCUUUUUGGCUUUAAAAUUAAUUCAUCGAAAUUCGACCGUAAAAAUUAUAAGUCUUUUUUUGUUUUCUUCAAUUAAUUUCUCAAUUGAAAUGAAUAAAGAAGAAAAACAAAAUUCACCUGGUACUGAACAUCCUGUUACUUUUUCCGAUCACUGCAUAUCACUGCUGGAGGAACUUAUGGUUUUCAUCAUAUUCUUCUCAAUAUCUAUGCUGAUCGUCCUGGGCUUCAUCACUGUACUGACGGGCAUCGGUAAUCGCCAGCCAUUGGAAUACAAGGCACCAAGUCCUUCCAAAUCCUGUAGCUGGCCACCAGAAUGGUGCCGUCUUCUCAACGAAGAGCAGAAGACGGAGAGGCCAUUUAAUAUAUUGGAGCAGCCGGAAAGUAAACGGGCAAUGCCAAAGUAUACCCAUUUUUUAGAUUAUAUGUUCAGAAGCACAUAAUUGUUAUAUGCAAUAUAAUAUUCAUACUCAAUUCGCAUCGACUCAAGUUCGCCUCACUUGUCAUUUAGCACACAAAUUGUUUCAUGUCUGCGGCGUCACUUAUAAGUUCCAAACUGUCGGGUCGUUCCUGAGAUGUUUGAAGAUAAAAUAUAUAUGUACAAAUGUAUAUAUUAUAUGCCACCGGGCAAAUGUCUCUCGUCAAGAUUGAGACAUAGUCCUGGGUCGCCAUAAACAAAAAUUUCGCUAAUACAACUAUCCACAAAGCAAAACUUUUCUAACUAUGAGAUGAGCAGCAAGCAACUCUCAAAUGGCCAUAAUCAAUACAUACCCUUUGACGCCCAGCUCAUUAUGUUUCGGUGACGGUUAAAGUGAGAAGCUUUACCAUUAUUGCGUCCCGAUCGAUACCUAAAGAUGUCUUCCAAGAUACACAACAUUACCCCCCUAAACUCACUCACACACACACAACACUAUGUAUUAUAUGGCAAACUCCCCUAACUGCUUCAAUAAAUUUGUUCUAUCA